AUGGUCAAGGGCCAUCAAAGAUCGAGAAAUUCAUGGUCAGAUAUGGAUGUAGAGGACCCUGCUCAAAACGAAUGGACCAUAUUUCUCAACUCCGGCACAACGAUAUUCAAGAGAGCAAUGUUCGGUUUACUGCCUAGUUUUGUUCAACGCAGGUUGCGACCACUCUCUACAAGACAACAUCGACUGCACGCUACCUCUUAUUUAGAUGGUCUCAGAGGAGUGGCUUCAUUCAUCGUGUUGAUGGGUCACUAUACUGAAGAAAAUCUUGGAUGGUAUACCGAGCCGUAUGGUCUUUACGAAAGUGGAGCGGCUUCUUCACCCCUACAACUACCAUUCAUUCGAGUUCUAUAUUCCGCCCGGCCAAUGGUUCAUAUAUUCUUCAUCAUAUCAGGCUUUGUUCUAGCCUACAAGCCAAUUAUGCAAAUACACUCACAACAAUACGCAUCGCUGAUCACCACGAUAUCCUCAUCAGUCUUCCGUCGCGCUUUACGCCUAUUCCUGCCAUCCAUUGUCACCCUUUUCAUCAUGGCGCUAGCUGUGUAUUCAGGUAUCUCCGAUGUUAGAUAUGCUGCAAGGUCCAACAGUCUCUUCUCGCAAUUGCAGAAUUGGUGCUACACUUGCUGGGAACUGCUCAAAGCAUCUUGGGGAGUCAACAACUUAUCAUAUCCAGCACCGAAAUACAAUCCAGCACUUUGGACUAUUCCCGUUGAGUUUGCCCAGUCCAUGAUCCUUUUCAUCACACUUGUUGGAUUGUCCCGCUGUCAAAUCAACGCACGAUUAGCUUUAUUAGCGGUAGUUAUGAUACUCUGUUUUUAUGGUGGCCAACUAUACACAGUCGAAUUCAUCGGCGGAGUGUUAAUUUCUGAGGUAGUUAUCCUGCGAGAAGGUCAUGGCUCUUCCUCCCCCACUAGUAGCCCAACAUCACUUCCAAAAUACACCUUCGAGAACAUUUCUAAUUAUUCGUCACGCUCGCUGCUUCGCGAAAAGGCUAUCAAAGCCUUCUGGAUUCUGAACGUUAUCAGCGGAUUUUACAUCGCAUCAUGGACGAACAACCGUCCUGGAGACCAAUGGGGUAUCAGAUUUCUCAACGCGCACACGCCUUCCCCAUAUGAAGGCCAAAAAAUCUGGUUUUGCCUCGCAGGAUUUCAGAUAGUUAUUGCUUGCACACAACUCAAAUUUCUACAAAACAUUUUCAACACGAGCAUUGCACAAUACCUGGCAAAUAUCUCAUACGCACUGUAUCUGACGCACAACUUGUGUUUAGCUUUUCUGGAGCCGAAAGUGGUACCCUAUCUCGACUCCUGGAUUGGAAAAUCGACGACCAUGAGCCGACAUCUUUUCUGGGCUGCUGGUCUAUGGAUCUACCUGCCUAUCAUUGUUUGGGUGGCAGAUGUCUUUUGGCGGGCUGUGGAUGUUCCAUCAGUCAAGUUUGCGAGAUGGUUAGAGUUGAAGUGCAUUGUUGAAGAUAUUCAGAAGAAGGGUUGA
This is a messenger RNA of Glarea lozoyensis ATCC 20868, 1485 nucleotides long. RefSeq lists its product as uncharacterized. The record is from RefSeq and is a predicted model, not a curated record. The coding region runs from base 1 to 1485 and encodes 494 amino acids. Gene Ontology annotation, molecular function: acyltransferase activity, transferring groups other than amino-acyl groups. Lineage: Eukaryota; Fungi; Ascomycota; Leotiomycetes; Helotiales; Helotiaceae. Gene Ontology annotation, biological process: polysaccharide biosynthetic process. The transcript has a single exon. Gene Ontology annotation, cellular component: membrane.